This is a messenger RNA of Corylus avellana, 1144 nucleotides long. RefSeq names its product Thioredoxin superfamily protein. Gene Ontology annotation, biological process: cellular response to stress; hydrogen peroxide catabolic process; response to oxidative stress. Gene Ontology annotation, molecular function: thioredoxin peroxidase activity. The record is from RefSeq and is a predicted model, not a curated record. NCBI's taxonomy places the organism in Eukaryota, Viridiplantae, Streptophyta, Magnoliopsida, Fagales, Betulaceae.
ACCUGUCUUCACUCUAUCCUAUCUUCUCACCCACCAAAUCGAUUUCUCCACCCUAGACUUCCCACUGUGAGAGAGUGAGCCAGUGAGAGCUUUUCUACACGCUCUGUAACUCUCCCCCUGAAAAUCCCAAACAAUGGCUUGCUCGGCUGCCUCCACCGCUCUCCUCUCCGCAAACCCCGGGGCUUUCUCUACCAAAGCCGCUGCUCCGAUGGCCUCGAUCUCCAAGCCCUUCUCUCAAACCCUAACCAUCCCCAAGUCCUUCAACGGCCUCCGCAGACCCAUCCAAUCCCACGCCCCUCGAUCCCUCUCGCUCUCUCGUGGCUCCCAUUCUCGACGGAGCUUCGUUGUCAGAGCCUCUAGUGAACUUCCAUUGGUUGGAAAUGUAGCACCAGACUUUGAGGCAGAGGCUGUUUUUGAUCAGGAGUUCAUCAAGGUUAAACUCUCUGAAUAUAUUGGGAAGAAAUAUGUGAUUCUCUUUUUCUACCCAUUGGACUUCACAUUUGUUUGCCCCACAGAGAUCACUGCUUUCAGUGACCGCCAUGGUGAAUUUGAGCAGCUAAACACUGAAAUAUUGGGUGUUUCAGUUGACAGUGUGUUCUCGCACCUUGCGUGGGUCCAAACAGACAGAAAAUCUGGUGGGCUUGGUGAUCUGAAGUAUCCUUUGAUUUCUGAUGUCACAAAAUCAAUCUCAAAAUCCUAUGGUGUGCUAAUCCCAGAUCAGGGGGUUGCAUUGAGGGGACUUUUCAUCAUUGACAAGGAAGGAGUGAUCCAACACUCCACCAUUAACAAUCUUGCCAUUGGUCGGAGUGUUGAUGAGACGAAGAGAACACUCCAGGCUUUGCAGUAUGUGCAGGAGAACCCAGACGAAGUUUGCCCUGCUGGAUGGAAGCCUGGAGAGAAGUCGAUGAAGCCAGAUCCUAAGCUCAGCAAAGAGUACUUCUCAGCAAUAUAGAGUGGAGCUACCAUUUAUGAUCCUAGUUGCCUGUCUUUUUCAAUUAGCGUGGUGUAAACGAGUUUUGUAUUCAUGUAAUGUCUUUGAAUUUUGAGCAGUAGCAGAUGGUUGGGAAUAAAUAUUGGCCUUGCCCUGUUUUUUUGGAAUGUAUGAAUGUAGUUAAGUACAAUAGAUGCACUACAACCUUUACUA